This is a messenger RNA of Exophiala xenobiotica, 336 nucleotides long. RefSeq lists its product as uncharacterized. The transcript has a single exon. The record is from RefSeq and is a predicted model, not a curated record. NCBI's taxonomy places the organism in Eukaryota, Fungi, Ascomycota, Eurotiomycetes, Chaetothyriales, Herpotrichiellaceae. The coding region runs from base 1 to 336 and encodes 111 amino acids.
AUGGCUCAAAACAACACCAACAACCAACAACUCUCGAUGACGACCGGUGCCGUCAACACCCGCAACCGGCGGGCGGCCGAAGAUGGCCAGAAGAACACACUCCGGGGCAAGAUCGACGAUGACAUCUGGGAGGAUGCUGAAGCAAUAACACAAACGACCCCAGCAGGGAAGGUGUUCGUUGCUGCGGCGGCGAUGCUAGAUCGCGUGGAGGGAGACGCUCAAGGAGCGAUCGGAAGCUUGAGGAGGAUGAUGGAGGAACUGCGGCGCGAGAAGGACGCCUUAAAGGCCGAGAACGAGACAUUGAAGAAGAAGCUGGCCGACGCAAACUUGGAGUAA